Fundulus heteroclitus (mummichog) is the source of this 5288-nucleotide messenger RNA. RefSeq names its product tumor protein p53 inducible nuclear protein 1 (gene tp53inp1). The transcript is spliced from 4 exons. Lineage: Eukaryota; Metazoa; Chordata; Actinopteri; Cyprinodontiformes; Fundulidae. The record is from RefSeq and is a predicted model, not a curated record. Bases 293 to 1150 code for a protein of 285 amino acids. Gene Ontology annotation, biological process: positive regulation of DNA-templated transcription; autophagosome assembly. Gene Ontology annotation, cellular component: autophagosome; nucleus.
UUUUUUUUGCCGUCGUUUACAUCUCCUCCUCCUUCAGCCGCAGGGCUCUUUCUCUACUUUUGCACUCGUGGAGACCUGACGUGGAGCCAUGUCCAGCAUGUCUCCGCUGGCCCUCAGAUGAUCUCUGACCACGCCCUACUGAUGCACUUUAGCACCUUUCUGGAGCCUUCAACUCGCUGCGUAUUCUGCAGCUGAUGACCAAAAAGACCGCCCCGUCUCCCCCCCGUCGCCCAGAGCUACGCGCCUCCCUCACCUCCUCCCUCAGCCUCACGCGCCUUCCGGACCCCCUGAGAUGUUCCACCGGUUCGCUAGCACCCUGUUUGGAGACGGUGGAGACGAGCUGAGUGGACGCGGCCGGCCGGGAGACGCCACAGAGGAAGAGGAGGAGGACGAAGACUGGAUACUAGUCGACUACCUGGCUGACGCUUGCUCCGGCCAUCGUGGCGACGGCCUCUCUGCCUCCGCUGUCAGCCCACAUGAAGACGAGGAGGAAGAGGACCUGGUAAUGGUCCCUUCUCCGAUGGCCAGCCCCGCCGUCCGCUACCCCUCCUGCACCUCCCUCAACUCCACGGCCGACACCGACCUGGACGGCGGCGCCGAGGAUGACGAAGACGAGGAGGAGGAGGAGGAGGAGGAGGGAGGAUUCCUGCGUCUGGACGCCUGCUCUCUGGAGGAGAGCUGGUUCGUCACCCCCCCGCCCUGCUUCACCGGCCAUGGCGGGCAGCCGGUGCUCCUGGAGACCAGCCCGCUGGAGAACCUCCUGAUCGAGCACCCCAGCAUGUCCGUCUACGCCCACCGCAGCCCGCCGCGGCUCGCCAUCGACCGGGAAACGGACUUCCGGUCUGGCAACGCGUCUGCAAGCCAAACGGCUGCAGGUGGGAAAGAGAAGGCCAGACCCACGCUGGAAGGACCUCGUCACAGACCAGAGGUGGCCGUCGUGCAGCGCCGCUCCAGCCUGCACUCCACCUGCUACGCCGCGGCGCUCUCCGCCCACCCGGGACUCCUGCAGCCGCGGCCGGGUAACGCCGCCCAGCGCACCCAGCUGCUGUCCCGUAAGGCCCUGCGGCGCCUCAACCUGCUGCGCCCCGCCAAGGCCGGCACCCUCCACCUGCACCUGCACCAGCCCAGCCAGAGGCACCUCAACUUCUGAGGAGCCCGCGCUCCCCUCCGUCAUUGUUGAUCUCAGUUUUUUAACACCGGCCAAUCCCAAACUCCCACUUCCUUUUCUGUCUUAUUACUAAGAAACAAACACCAGCAAGCAGCCGGUGAAAUCACCGGUCCCGGGUCAGCCUUCUGAUCCGUUACGUAACAUUACUGGAUCUGACUUUUUUUUUAUUCUAUUUGGUCCCGUGGCCAGUAAACACCUCCCGUUCUCACCAUCUCCCCCCCCCCAGCAAACGGUCCCCUUUCUGACUACUUUAUACGUAAUCACCGAGAGAAACGGGGGUCAAAGUGACUCCCUCUUCUUCUCGCUUUCUUUUGUUCUAUGCCGGCGACUUAAUGUGUAGAAGCAACGCUGUAGGUCACUUUAUUCAGAGGCAGGUUCCCAGCGUGGCAGGACGGUCCGGUGGUGUCACUUCAGGGACUCGCAGGGUGAGGCUCGGUUGCCUGAAAACCUUCUGGGCAACUUGGUCGAGGCAGCAGGAGACGUUGCAGAUCCUAAAUCACUUGAACGCGUACGAUGCAGCAGCACCGUGCUCCAGCUCAACCCGCGCAGUACCGUUAGGAUGAGUUCAGACAGUUUGGGUACAGGAAAACUAAUCCUCGACGGAGCAUUUCCACUCGUUUUUAUUCAACACUAUUAUCAGAAGUAACAUUUUUUUUUUCUUCAGCUGUUCUUUUACAACGAGGCGAGAUGUAUUUAAUCGCUGGAGUAUUGGCGUAAAACAAUUUGAGCUCCUGUUUGAAAUUCUCUUGAAGUGCAAUACUAAAUUACCGGGUUUUUAAACAUUUACCACUAUGUCGUGUUUUUUCCCGUGUGAAGAGAUGCAUCAAUCUGACUUUUGUGACCGAUUUCCGGAUUUUGUCAAAUAUUGACUUGCUGAUAACGAUUUUCUCUCAAAAGAACUAUGAGAUUUUCUUCUAAUUAAUAUCGAGAGCAGAGGCGAUGUCUGAGAGAGCAGCCCCUUAAAAAAAAAAAAGACUUCAGGAUGUUAAAACAAAGACAAAAUGAUGGAGUUUACGUUUACGACUCUUUGAUAUUUUAUAAUAAGCAUUGUUAGUUGAAACGGCAGUCUCCGUGUGCGUUCCCUAGAAAACGAUACUCAGAGGUUUUCAGCAUUCAUGAAUCCGGCGUGUAAAGCACGCAUCCAUGCAGAGACUAUCAGUCAAACGGUUAACGCACAGACACUUUGCUGCGACGCAUUCAGCCUUCCCGGUAUCUUCCUCAACUCUUGUUCUCUCUCACAGCGGGAAUGAACCAGGGGGUUUCCUCUGUGUGUCUCGACGCAUCUCCACAUGACUCCAGCAAUUCGCAGAAAAUCCGGUUUCCCUUAAGAUGGCGUUUCUGUGCUUCUUCCUCUCGCAUCGUUUUCGACCCGCUCACUCAAACUGAAAGAGACCGCCUGGUUCUUCUCUCAGUAACAGCGUCCUCUCUGAAGGGUGUGGAUGCCCCCCCUGCCUUUGGCACACUCGCUGAUCGAGUUUCUGAGCGGUCAGCGGCGGUCAAGAUGAGAAUCAGCUGAUUUCUCUGUGUAUUUUUAAUAUUUUCUUUUCUUGCUGGAUUAGAAACGAAAAAAAAAUAAAGAAUUUGAACAGGACUUUUACUGUAUACUCUGCAUUUAAUAAACCUAAAGUAAAUCCAGACAUUAGGAUGUUAAAUUUACAGGUUGUCCCGUGAAACUGUGGACAGUUGUAACUGAAAACUGAGAAACAAAACAGAGAGUUCAAACAAAGUUAGCCUGUACUGUAGCCUCUUUCCUUUUCACUCUGUUAGAGAUUAUCACAUUUUCACUCACUUGAUCUCAGGUUUCCUCUCUGUUCCACAUUCUGAAGACACUCUAGUUGCAAUGCAAGCAUCUGAUUUAUCUGUGCGACAGCCUUUUUAGAAGAAUUUGCUGCAGUUAGAAACCUUCAGCACCACUAAUCUCGCUCAGUUCAGGGCUUCCUGCUGUGCCAACCGAACCUGCUUCUGACUUUAAAUUCUGUACUUUUCACCGUAUUUUUUUGAAAGAAAAAAAAAAACAGUUAAAAUGACUGUGUUGAAUAUCACUAAAUGCCUUGUUUUAAUGGUAGCUUUGAGUGGAAUAGAAAUGUAAAAGAAAAAAAAACAUGUAUGGAAAAAAAACCUUCCAAAUUAGUUGUUUUUAAAAGAGAAAAAAAAAUUACAUAUCAGUAUGAAGUUGUACGCAUCUAUGGAUUCUUGCUUUGGUAUGUUUGGUUACGAGUGUGCUGUCUGUUGCAUGGUUGUAAUGUUUGUAAAAUGACGUUGGAAAAAGGAGAAAAUAAUGGAAAAGGACUUGUUUUUCUUCACGUUUGUUCCGAAAUAAAUCUGCAGUCCACUUCUCAGGGUCACAACCAAUCACAUUUUACACUUUAGGAAAAUGCAGAUUUAUUUGACGACUGGUGAUUCUUUUAACAAAUAAUUGCCUGUUAGGUUAGUGUCUCGAAGGCUUCAUUCAGUCCUGGGUUUGUGAAAACAAACCGUCGCCUGUUUUUUGGGAAUCAAUCAAGACACAGAGAUGCAAAUGUGUUUUUUUUUUGUUUUUGUUUUCCAGGCUUGGUUUUAGAAAUGUACUUAAUGUUUGUUUAGCCGUUCUAAUUUCUAAGCUACAAUAGUUACAUUUUGUUCAGCUGAUAUUUAAACCAAAAAGAAGUAGCGGCAAUCUGUAAUCUUUCACUACUGUUUAUACUUAUGUUCUUUCUUUCUUUUUUUUUUUUUUUACGUUUAUUGAAAUGUUUGUGAAGCGCUCUUGGCUGAAACAGCAGACGGUUUUAUGGUUUGAUGUGUUGCUGUAAGGAAAGUUAAGACCAGACUGAGCUCCCGCACUGCAGAAAGAAACAUUUAUUAUUCAAAGUGACGUAUGGAAGGCUAUUAUUGCCAAACCAUGUGAGUUAAAGUCGUUUUGUUAUUCCCAUAACUAAGUUAAAAAGAAAGAAAUUGUCAGAUUCUCCAUGUUUCAAGUUUAAUAAAAAUGUAUUUUCUUCUUAUUCGUUUAAAUUGGCAGCAUCUUUUGCCUUUGCGGCUUAUCAUUUUUAAAAAAAACUUUUUUGUGUGUUUUUUUUUGCAUCUUCUGGGUGCAAAUAAAUGGCUCUAACGUAACAAUUUUAAAAAUCGUAUGUAAAAUGUUUAAUUCGGGUAAAUGAAUAAACCUUUUGCAGUGUGGCGAAGGAUCGAUGGUUGUGAUUAUAGAGUCGUAGCAACGUUUGUUCAGUGUCUGUGUGGUUGGGUGUAAAUAUUACAGCUUUGUCUUUAACCUACCUUUACUUGUCUUUUAGAGCUGCGCUGUCUAACUCUUAACUUCUCAACACGUUGGGUUCGCUCUUAGUGUUAUGUUGUAUUGCUGCGAUACUUUUGAAGAAGACAAAGUUAAAGAAAGAAGGGACGUGAGUCAAUGUUAAAGGCUCCACCUGCUGACAGAAGCCUGAAGUGUUUUAUGUGUGUUUUUAUCUUUAUUUCAUCUUUAACUACCAAACUAACAGGGAUUUCUAGUAUUUUUGUUCAAUGCCUUGAAAAUUUGUGGAUCACGUGCCUUCCAGGUUGAAAUGUCGUAACGACAAUGCAUCGAUGAAGAACUUGAACUCUUUUCUUUUUUUUUUUUAUUGUUCUGAUUGGACGUAAUGGAUAAAAACACACCAACAGACAUCAGAAACGAACUAUGCACCACUCUGAAGAAGCUUCGGCUCUCGCUGCCUCCAUCCGCCCCCCCCUCAGUACAACGUCUCCCCAUGACUCAACAAACCAGACAGAAUGAUAAUGUAGCAAAACAGUUUUUUUUCUCUCUUCUGUUAUUUUAAGUGUGCAAAAUAUCUUGUGGCAUUUUUUUUAUGUUUCGCCAAGUGUUAGACAUGUUUGUUUUUUGUGUAGUUUACUGGAAUAAUACAGCACUUUGCCAAAAAGAAAAAAAAAAUGUGUAGGAAUUUUAGGAAGUGGCGUUUUAUUUAUCGAUAUAACUGUAAUCCUUCUUUGUAUGUGUAACAGAUCAAUUUGCUUCAUUCUGAUGUCAGAAACAUAAAACAACAUUGCUGAUAAUAAUAAUAAUAAAAAAAGUGGGGUCAUCUGUUUUUGAACUGUGAUCGUUAAUACACGUGAUCUCUUAUUAGCCGACAAUAAAUGUUUUCAUACACAA